CGCAAAACUGUCCCGCACACUCUUUACUCGUCUUGUGUGACUGUCACAGGUGACUGUCCUUUUAUUUUUUACUCUUGGACUACAGACUACUCACUAUUAAAGUCUAGUAGUCUCGGAUUAAUAAUAAUGGAUUUAAUCACAGGAUUUAAUUUUCAAUUUCACUGAUUGAGUUUCAAGAAAAUAAUAAGUGGUUUUCCUCUAACCUCCAACUGUACGAGUGAACAACGUCUAUUUCAAAACAUUCAAAGAUGGUUCGAAAAUGUUGAUUUGCUCAAAUUUGUUAAGAGCCUUGUCUCGCAAAUCCAAAACCCAGAUUCUUCGACAAAAUUCCUCCACAAUAUUUGCCCUUUCCUCAGGACUGGGCAAAUGUGGGGUCGCAGUAAUUCGAGUAUCGGGCCCAGAGGCCGGAACUGCUAUCAGCAAACUGACUACUCUGAAGGAACUUCCUCAGCCUCGCACUGUUGUAUUGAGAAGCAUCAAGCACCCAACCUCAAACGAACUUAUCGACAAAGGGCUUAUUUUGUGGCUACCAGGUCAACUCGCAGUCCAAGGAGCUUCACUGGUGAAGACAGUUCUGAGUUUCACGUCCACGGUGGUGUUGCAGUUAUUAAUGGACUGCUGGACGCUUUGGCAAGCAUGCCCAAAUUCAAGUUGGCGGAGCCCGGAGAAUUUACACGUCGAGCGUUUUCAAAUGGAAAAUUAGACCUUACAGAGGUCGAAGGACUGGCCGAUUUGCUGCAAGCUGAAACAGAAGCUCAGAGGAAACAGGCACUGUUACAAGCAGAUGGAUCCCUUAGCAAGUUGUAUGAAAACUGGAGGCAUGUUUUGAAACAUUCUGUGGCUAAUCUUGAGGCGCAUAUUGACUUCGAGGAAACGGAAACUUUAGAGGAUGGCCUUGUUGAUAACGUUGUUAAAAACAUAGAAGUACUUUCCGCCGAUAUAAACAAACAUAUGAGGGACGGCCGGAAAGGGGAGAUUUUACGACGUGGUGUAAAGGCUGUUAUUCUUGGAGAGCCAAAUGUAGGUAAAAGCAGCCUGUUGAAUCUGCUGUGCCAGAGGCCUGCCUCUAUCGUGACUCCCAUCUCUGGAACUACCCGGGAUGUGAUUCAAGUCACGCUAAACAUCAAAGGGUAUCCAUUGGUUUUAUCCGACACUGCUGGGCUUCGGAAAGAUUCGCAGGACGUCAUUGAAUUGGAGGGAAUGUCGAGGGCAGUUGAUAUCUAUCAGAAGGCGGACUUAGUCAUUUUAGUUAUAGAUUUUCAAAACUAUUCCAACUGGUGCCACCGCCAUGCCGCUGACUUCAAAACCUACAUCCCGCAUUACAUCAAAGAAUUGGGCGUUUCAGACCUAAUAAAUGACCCAAAGGACGGUCAGACUAUGUUCAAGAAAGAGUGUGUAGUGGUGUUGAAUAAAACAGAUUUGGAUAGCAAAGCCGUUUGCGACAAAAUCCAUAAAAACAUUGUAAAGUUAUCGUGCAAAACGGAAGCGGGCAUUUCGGACUUAGUGACUGUUCUGGCUCAACAUCUGAAAAUCUUAUGCGGUGAACCAUCGCAGGAGCAUCCAAGUAUGAACCAAGUGAGACAUCGGGAGCAACUGCUGAAAUGCCAAAAACACUUGCAAUCAUUUCUAGAACACGCCUCAAAAAAUAAACCGGAUUUGGUGAUAAUGGCCGAGCAUCUUCGCAAAGCCCUCACAAGUCUGGGGAAGCUCAUUGGCACGGUUACAUCCGAAGAAAUCCUCGAUCUUAUCUUCAGAGAGUUCUGUAUAGGCAAAUAGUCAAUAAACAAACAGUUUUAUUCACAA
This is a messenger RNA of Dendroctonus ponderosae (mountain pine beetle), 1803 nucleotides long. RefSeq names its product tRNA modification GTPase GTPBP3, mitochondrial. The coding region runs from base 367 to 1776 and encodes 469 amino acids. Gene Ontology annotation, biological process: tRNA wobble uridine modification; tRNA methylation. Gene Ontology annotation, molecular function: protein binding; GTPase activity; GTP binding. NCBI's taxonomy places the organism in Eukaryota, Metazoa, Arthropoda, Insecta, Coleoptera, Curculionidae. Gene Ontology annotation, cellular component: mitochondrion; cytoplasm. The transcript has 5 exons. The record is from RefSeq and is a predicted model, not a curated record.